Messenger RNA from Exophiala xenobiotica, 999 nucleotides. RefSeq lists its product as uncharacterized. The coding region runs from base 1 to 999 and encodes 332 amino acids. Gene Ontology annotation, molecular function: monooxygenase activity; iron ion binding; heme binding. Lineage: Eukaryota; Fungi; Ascomycota; Eurotiomycetes; Chaetothyriales; Herpotrichiellaceae. The transcript has 3 exons. The record is from RefSeq and is a predicted model, not a curated record.
AUGGGGCUCGCCUUUGCCGGAAGUGGCACUACCGCCAUUAAAUCGGCCUAUAUACUCUACCAUCUCUCGCGACCCGAGAACAAGGCCAUCAAAGUCGAGUUGCGAACAGAGGUACAAUCUACUGGCCAAAGUCACAGUGAGGUCAAGGAUUGCCCAUACCUGAACGCCGUUAUCAAUGAGGCAAUGCGCCUGAACCCAUCACUCAUGGGCGGUCUUCCGAGAAUGCUGACCAGUGCUGUGAUUGUCGACGGUGCUAAUGGUGUUGUCCUGCCUCCAGGGCCGGUCGUUAGGAUGCAGAACUACGUGCACCAAAGGGACCCGUUGGUUUGUUCGGAUCCCCUGACAUAUGAUCCUGAACGAUGGAUUGGCCAACCUCCUUCGAGUGCGCUUGAGAAGGCUCUCACACCGAUCAGCCUGGGUCCCAGAAAUUGCGUCGGGCAGAACUUGGCAAAGACCGAGCUCUUGCUCGCCAUCAGCGCCAUCUUUCGACGCUUAGAUCUGCGACUGAAUGCAAACAUUAGGGAGAGUGAUAUGGGGAUGGAAGACCGACUGUCGAUCUUGCCUAGUUUGUCGGCUCAAGCUAGUCCGUCAGAUAUCAAAUCCGCCACACCCACAGGGAAAGGAGUCCAUGCCAUUAUCGACUGCGUCACGGCGGCGGCUGAGCAUCCUUCGAUAUUCGAAGCGCUGGACCCAGAGGGCCCAAAAAUCUACUCGCAAGUCAUGACCGGCGUGGAGAUUCAAGUGCCCGAUGGAGUCAAGGCGGAGCUUGCGUUUGGUAAAAAUGCUUUGGUCGGAGAAACCGGCCAUACUGUGAUGGCCGCGUUGAAUGUGUUGCUGGAGACUGGCAAAUACAAGGUACCCAUUCCCGUCGAAGUCCUUGGUCAUGGUUUUGAAGUGAUACCACCAGGCCUAGAUCUACUUAUGAAAGGUGUGAGUGGUCUCAAAUAUGCGGUAACGGUUGUAGACAGCUACAAUUCAAGUGACAGGUUGAUAGGUUGA